Molecule: messenger RNA, 699 nt
Organism: Purpureocillium lilacinum
Lineage: Eukaryota; Fungi; Ascomycota; Sordariomycetes; Hypocreales; Ophiocordycipitaceae
Source: RefSeq, a predicted model, not a curated record
AUGGCCCAGAUGACCUCUGAGGACAUGGGCCCUGCCGCCUUCAUGUGGCCCAAGGACCGGGUAUGGUCUGCCGCCGCCGACAACACUGCGCCUUGCGGCUCCAUCGCCGGCGCCGGCAACCGGACACUGCUCCCCAUGCAUCCCAAGUCCAAUGGAGACUUCACCACCCUCAUCGACGCCAAGGCGAUGCGCGAGCUCGACAAGGGCCACACCUGCGUGCCCAUCGCGGACCCGCCGUCGUCGGUCAAGGCCGGCGCCAACGCCACGCUGCAGAUCAAGUACAUCUCCGAGUUCGACAAGCCCGAGAACGAGACCUUUUAUGCCUGCGCCGACAUCACAUACGUCGCGCUGUCCGACUUCAAGGACACCAUCCCCUGUUUCAACGUGACGCAGCCGCCCGAUGGUGACAAGGGCAGUAAGAGCUCGCCCACAGCCAGCCCCACGCCCAGCUCCGGCUCGCCGUCAGGGUCAGGUGGCGGCAGCUCGGGCCUCUCAGGUGGUGCCAUUGCGGGCAUCGUCGUCGGCGUCGUCGCUGGUGUGGGACUCCUUGGCGCUGCGGCGUUGUUCAUGUAUAGACGGAGUCAACAGCAGAAGAGAAUGAUGAGGCAGCAGAACUCGUCUCGCGCGGUCAAGUGGGACGAGCAACCGCGCGACUCCAACUCGCAGCGCAGUGUGAGGAUGCAGAACAUGCAGCGUUGA